This is a messenger RNA of Daphnia magna, 3171 nucleotides long. RefSeq lists its product as uncharacterized. The transcript is spliced from 2 exons. Lineage: Eukaryota; Metazoa; Arthropoda; Branchiopoda; Diplostraca; Daphniidae. Gene Ontology annotation, molecular function: nucleic acid binding. The record is from RefSeq and is a predicted model, not a curated record. Bases 1 to 3171 code for a protein of 1056 amino acids.
AUGCUUGCAUGUUACGUGGUAGAUGAACCAGAAGAGUGGGACAAAUUUUUACCAUUUGUCACCUUCGCAUACAACACGUCCAAGCAGGCAACGCUUAAAGAUAACCCGUUUUACCUUUUCUACGGAAGAGAACCAGUACUACCGAAUGACCUAAAAAUUAAUAGGCAUUUUGAAACACAUGAAAAUGAAGGUGAAAUAAAAUCAGUUACAAAAGAAGUAGAAUUUUUACUAAACAGCCCAAUCACAGAUACAGAAUCAGGAAAAAGACUCUAUAGUAUCUCUUAUGCGUGGGGACCAUUAAGACUUGGCCAUCCUAAAAUUAUACAAACAAUCGAAUCAGGAAAAUUGGUUGAAAAAGACACUAUUGUCUACAUUUUCUAUAAUUCGUCCAAACCCACUAACCAGUUAACAAUACACCACCAAUUUGAUAUUGAUGACCAACUCCCUCUCGGCACUGACCUAGAAUAUAUUGUCGACCAAACCAUAAGAAUCCAUAAAACUGACUCCUGUAUCACAACAACUGAAGCAAACCAAAUCAUCGCUGAAAAGUGUUCAGAAAAAACAACGCGAUGGAUAUUGGAUAUGUUAAAUUAUCAACUCAUAUCCCAAGAAAAACAUCUAUGCCUCACAGUUAAGACGCAAAACGAGACCAAAAUAAACACACCAACAAAUACACUGGAGCUUGUCAGAUGCAGCAGACCAGAAAACAUCAACGAAAAUCAACAAUGGGUUUUCGGGACCAUCAACACAAAUCCAGAAAUCUUAGAAAAUUUUCCGGAAACAUCGAUCGACGAACUGGAAGAAAUUCAACUAGAACAACGAAGGACAAUGACCACUACCAUUAAUUCACCAAUAUUUGGAGGAUUGAUAAAAUUUAACCACGGCAAAGGAAAUAUAAUUUGGGACAUGAUCAACUGGGGAUUACUAAAAAGCGGAAAGUCACCAAACGAAAAAUGUGUCACAUACAAUGGCUUAGCAAACGUAUUAACAUUGGAAACCUGUGACCCAAAUUGGACACAAUGUCAGGAAAGCCUAAAAAAACUCAUCACCAGCAAUGACCCCCUUGUACAAACCCAAACAUCUGUAGCUAACUGUAGCCAGAGCAGUGACAAAGGCCAAGCCUUUGAAUACUCUGCUGAUUUUACAAUAAGACCUUUUAACACCAACCAUUGUAUAAAGGCAAAUACGUCAAUGGUCAUACUACAGGAAUGUUCAAAUACCAGCUCCAUCUGGGGAACCUUCGAUCACACAGGCCAAUUAAUGGCCACCGACCGGACUGGACUACACUCUCCAGCAUCAGACAGAAAAUGUCUCACCCUAAAAACAGGAAAAUUAGCACUAGGUCAUUGUCACGGAGGAAGCAAGAAACAGCACUUUAGUUUCGAAUACAAAAACCCACAUCAAAUAAAAACAUUAUCGGCCGCAGCAAUUAUAGCACUACACACACAACACUCACUAAAUGGUAAAACCCUACCAGUAAUUCCACCAAUAACUAGAAGAGAUAUCAACGAUGCGUCGUUACAAAACAAAAUGAGUGUACCACCUAGUCAAGAAAAAAAUCUAAAAAUGUCCACAACAGCAGUUACCCCUACUACUACAAUCACAACAAAGCCAACAACUACUACGGUCAAAACUGCAGCAACCACAUCCAAAAUUACAAUAACCACCACAUCAAAACCAAUAACAACCACAACCACAAAACCAACCACAACUACAAAACCCACCACAACCACAAAACCAACCACAACCACAAAAACCACCACCCCUACAAAACCCACCACCACUACAAAACCAACAACACCCAAACCAACAGCAACAACAAAGUCCCUACCAACAACAACAACAAAAUCGACGACUACAACAACUACCCCCCCGAGCACAACAUCAACGAGUGCUACAACUUCAAACACAACCAUAGCCACAAUAAAUUCAACAAGUAUAAUCUCAACAACCACAACUACAGAAACUUCAAGGCUAAUACCAUACAAAAAUAUCUCUACACCGUCAACAACAGAAAUAAACAGAACAAUAGAAAAAGAGAUCAUCAUGGCAGAUGCUACAGAGAAGUGGCAAAUACCACCUGAAAAAGCUACCCAAAAUGAGGUGGAGGCACAAAUUAGAAAACAAACUUCCCUAAAAAUAGAAAAUCAGGCAAGUGAAGCAUUAAAAUUAACAACACUGGAUGAAAAUAGGAAACCGGAGGCAAGCACAUACCAGUCACCAAUCAACGAAGACCCUAACUACGGAUUACCAAAAUCUAUCAACGAACUUAAUAGACACCUUAAAUUUGAAAUCAGCAAAAUGCACGAGCAAUUCAAAAUUAGCAUGGAAACUGAACACGAGAACAAAUUAGCUAAGGAAAUCAGAGAUGUUUAUUGCCAGCUUUCAAAAAUUAAGAGAACACAGGCAAUAAUCCUGGCGCAAACAAACGGAAUAUUAGCAGCCGCCGCCUUAGGAUUACCAGUAUGCAGUCGACUGUAUGGUUUUGGACAAGCCAUGACCCUACAGCAAUGCGAACCAAAAAGAAUAUUACUAACUGCCAACGAAACAAAAUGUGGAUUCCAACCAUUUUUUAAUUAUGGAACAAGCAACUGCACAAUUGGGACCGAUGGAUGGUCAAUCCACCCGUACUCUGAGUGUUUUUGGAAAUCACAACUUGUAAACAUCAAUGGAUACCCUCAUGCUUGGGAGCACAACGAAACAAACGGUGAUUGGGUUAGACAGGAAGCCACCAUACACACACCGAAUUUGGACCUGAUCGCCGAAUUUGAAGAACUUCACUUAAACGACUUUGAUUUCGCCCUCAAGAGCCAUCCGGCCCAUGAUACAAUGGAAAUGGAACAACUAAAUAUACUGAACGACUUAGUAGGAAGGUUACAAGAAGGAGAAACAAAAUCUCUAUCAAAUAUCAUCGUGACCGAAGAACAAGAUAAUCAAAUUGGGAAUAUGUUUUCUUGGUUCGACACACUUAAAAUUAUGGGAUUAUCUGUAAUAGGAUUUAUACUCUUCCUGAUAUGCCUACGAAUCUUCAUAGUUUGCAACCCUUUCCCACGAAUCAUGCAUCAAGUAGAGAAAAGAAGAAAAAUACGAGAAGCAGAUGAAAGUAAAGACCGACAGGAAAUGGAUUCAAUGCUACCAGAAGGCGUAGAGGAACAGCCCUUCACACGAUAA